This is a messenger RNA of Mytilus californianus (California mussel), 1397 nucleotides long. RefSeq names its product renalase-like. Lineage: Eukaryota; Metazoa; Mollusca; Bivalvia; Mytilida; Mytilidae. The coding region runs from base 194 to 1381 and encodes 395 amino acids. The record is from RefSeq and is a predicted model, not a curated record. The transcript has 4 exons.
AACUGUCGCUGGACCAUUAUCAAUCAAUUUUACACAUAACACUUACAAAACGAAUUUAAUCGGCCACGAUGAUGGACCAUGGGUUUGGUCAAAGAUUUGUAUAGUAAGAAAUCCUUGUUUAAAGACAGCUGAUAAAGGAUAUAUAUACAUAUGCAUUAAUGAAGAAAACAAAAGAAACCAAUUUGAAGUCAACAUGGAGAGAUCUGUAGCAAUAAUUGGUGGUGGUAUUUCUGGUCUGGUUUGUGCUGCCAGACUUAAGCAACUUAAUAUGAACAAUGUUACAGUUUUUGAUACAGGUAAACACGGACCUGGAGGAAGAUGUUCCAGUCGUACAGUCAAUGUAGAUGGAAACUUGCAUACAUUUGACCAUUCUGCUCAGUAUUUUACAGUCUCAGAUCAACGAUUUGCCAAAAUUGUCUCAUUUCUUCAUAAACAAGGGGCUGUGAAAAUAUGGAAUGGUAAAAUUGGACACUUAAAAGAAGGGAAGUUUACUCAGGAUGACCAGUUGACUCAAGCUUUUAUAGGCUCUGACGGAAUGGUGUCCAUUCCAAAAUGUCUAGCAAGUCUAGUUCAAAUAAAAGGACCAUCAUGGGUGGCAAACGUUGAAUGGGAUUCAUCACUUGGAAAAUGGAAGGUUGACAAAUAUGGCUUCUUUAAUUAUUUGGUGAUUGCUCAUAAUGGGAAAUGUGCAGAUAAUUUAAUGUCAAAUGCAGGUGUACCAAACAUUCAUCGACUGUUACAAGUUAGAUUUAGUGAUACUUUGAAUAUGAGAGAUAACAAAAUGCAACUUUGUUCAAUAUGGGCACUACUUGUUGCAUUUCCUUCCUCACUCAAACUGCCAUAUGCUGCUGCUCAUGUUGAAGACAAUCAGAUUUCCUGGAUAGCAAACAACACAUCCAAAAUGGAUGCCAGGGCAACUUUAAGUAAAUCCAUUGAAUGUUGGACAAUUUUUAGUACCAAAUCUUUUGCAUCUGCCAACAAAGUUCCACAAGAACAUAUACCACCAGCAAAAGCUAAAGAUAUAACAAACACUCUUCUCUCUGCUUUUGGUAGAGUCACACGGAUGCACAAGCAAUUACCUCCCCCUUGUUUUACACGGGUACAGUUAUGGGGUGCAGCUGUUCCCCUGAAUGUUCUACAGAACAAGGAUGAAUGUGUGUUUGAUGGACAACAUAACAUAGGGAUAUGUGGUGACUGGUUAGUUAGUCCCAGCAUACAGGGAGCUGCUGUUAGUGGCUUGGCUUUAGCAGAAAAGAUACACAAUAAUUGUUCAGGUUCUACAAGAAAUAGUACAGAUUUACUACCAAGAUUCAAACCAGCAGAUUCAGAAACAAUAGGAGCUUUUCCUUCUAAUCCAGGAAUGAUAUUCAACCCAAAAUAAAUAAUUUCUUUCUCAG